This is a messenger RNA of Geodia barretti, 1263 nucleotides long. NCBI's taxonomy places the organism in Eukaryota, Metazoa, Porifera, Demospongiae, Tetractinellida, Geodiidae. The record is from the annotation of a GenBank genome assembly.
AUGCUCAGCAUAGAGCAGAUACGCCAGGACACUGAGGCUGUCAGAGAGGCUCUGGCCAGGAGGGGCGAAGAAGCCCCUCUUGAAAGCAUACUGUCCCUGGACGCCCUGCGUCGAUCCCACCUCACCGAAGCCGAUGACCUCCGGGCCAAGCGCAACCAGGUCAGCAGAGAGAUAGGCCGUAUGUCGGAGAGGCCGGCCCACCUACUGGAGGAGAUGCGACAGACGGGAGACCGCAUCAAGACUCUGGAGACGCAGGUGAAGGAGGCGGAGGCGAGCCUGGAGGAGGAGUUGCUGAAGCUGCCCAACCUGCCUCUCCCGGACGUGCCGGUGGGAGAGGACGAGUCCGGCAACCGGGUGAUACGAACGUGGGGAGAGCCGGCUGACUUCAGCUUCUCGCCACUGCCUCACUGGGACCUGGGGGAGAGUCUUGGAAUCAUAGACCUGGCCAGGGGCGCGAAGGUAUCGGGCUCCCGCUUCUUCACCCUGACGGGCCAGGGAGCCAAGCUGCAACGCGCCCUCAUCUCCUGGAUGCUGGACCUGCACGUCCAGGAGCACGGCUUCAACGAGGUGUACGUGCCCUAUAUGGUGCGCCGAGAGGUGAUGCAGGGAAGCGGCAACCUACCCAAGUUCGAGGACAACCUGUACCACGACGAGGAGGACGACCUGUGGCUCAUACCCACGGCUGAGGUGCCCCUUACCGGCCUCCACCGCGACGAGAUCCUGGAGCCCGACGCACUUCCCAUGUACUACGUGGCCCACUCACCGUCCUUCCGCCGUGAGAAGGCGGCUGCUGGCAAGGACACCAGGGGCAUCAAGCGCGUCCACCAGUUCGACAAGGUGGAGCUAUACAAGCUGGUUACUCCCGAAACUUCCGGCGAGGAGCUGGAGAAGCUGGUCAGGUCGGCCGAGGAGGUGUGCAGACGUCUGAACAUCCCCUACAGAGUCCUGGAGUUGUGCACUGGCGACAUCGGCUUUCAGUCAGCAAAGUCCUUCGAUCUGGAGAUGUGGGCCCCGGGAUGCGGCGAGUGGCUGGAGGUCAGCUCCUGCUCCAACUGCACCGACUUCCAGGCCAGACGCGCCAAUAUUCGUUUCAGGCCCCAGGCGGGCGCAAGACCACAGUAUGUCCACACACUCAACGGCUCGGGUCUGGCUCUGCCCAGGGUCCUCAUAGCCAUUAUGGAGAACUAUCAGCAGCCGGACGGCUCCAUACGUGUACCGGACGUGCUGCAGAGCUAUGUGGGCAGGGAGUCGAUAGACCCCUAG